Molecule: messenger RNA, 860 nt
Organism: Cicer arietinum (chickpea)
Lineage: Eukaryota; Viridiplantae; Streptophyta; Magnoliopsida; Fabales; Fabaceae
Product: replication protein A 14 kDa subunit B-like
Biological process (GO): DNA replication; DNA repair; DNA recombination
Cellular component (GO): nucleus
Molecular function (GO): DNA binding
Source: RefSeq, a predicted model, not a curated record
UAUAAUUCAUUUGAGAAGGAAUGGCCUUGAAAUUAGGAGAAAAUGGUAAACCCUGCUAUAAUUUCCCGCCGCAAAGAACAAAAGCAAUUUUACGUUUCCCGCUUUUAUUAUUUCUGCUCUCCAUACCUACAUAGUAAUGAGUGUCACUUACUCAAACUAAAUUACGCAAACUCGUUAGGGUUUCUCUUCCUUUCAUUUACAGCGUUUCAGAAAAGAUCAAUCCUCCGAAGCAAUAAUUUACGGUUAUGGACAUCUCAAAUCCUGCUGUAUUUGUCAAUGCUCAAGUUCUUCCCAAUUUCAUUGGAAAGAAAGUAAGAGCAGUGAUUCAGGUGAAUCGUUCUGAUGGUGGUAUAAUCACAGGAAAAUCAACCGAUGAAUCUCAGAUAACUGUAAAAGGGUUAUCAUCACAAGUCCCUGUCAUGAAUUAUGUUGAGGUUAUUGGCAUUGCUGAAAGUAGCAACUCUAUCCGUGCUGAAAUAUUGACAGACUUUGGCGCCACAUUUGAUGCCAACUCUUACAAUCAGUUAUGUCAACUAGCAAAUGGUGAAUUCAGAAGUUUGUUUCUUUAGGGAUCUUAAAGAUUGAUGGGUCAGAUACUGGAUGGUAUUGAGUUGCCGCUUUAUGCUUAAGAUCCUGCAUACUUUCUAGUAUCUAUGAUAGGAACGAUAUAUAAUGUAUAUGUUUAUUCCAUGGGGAUCUGACAUGCUGUGUCUGAACUGUUUCAUGUUUUCGAAAACCCCUUAACUUAUAUCUCUAUGUUAUGUCUAGUUUGGUUUUUGGUUUAUAUCUGUGGCUAUCUCAUAAUCUUCAUCGCUUUGAAUCAUAUUCAUUUCAUUAAAACAAAUGAAGCAUUAGUUCAA